Messenger RNA from Juglans regia (Persian walnut), 1106 nucleotides. Its product is annotated as cytochrome b-c1 complex subunit 7-2, mitochondrial-like. Gene Ontology annotation, biological process: mitochondrial electron transport, ubiquinol to cytochrome c. The transcript is spliced from 2 exons. Bases 105 to 401 code for a protein of 98 amino acids. NCBI's taxonomy places the organism in Eukaryota, Viridiplantae, Streptophyta, Magnoliopsida, Fagales, Juglandaceae. The record is from RefSeq and is a predicted model, not a curated record.
AAGAAGAUCAGUCUCAUUUCCGAAGACAAAGCUAUGAAUUCGAUACCAAGGUGUGGGAAACUUGUAACCUUUCCGCGCACUGUCCUUGAAGAGAUUCAUUAGCAAUGGCGUCGUCAUCGUGGUUACAAUCUUUGCUCAAUCCGAACAAGAACUGGUUCGCCAAGCAACACAUGCAAGCCCUCUCCAAUCGCCUCUGCAAUUACGGGCUCAGGUAUGACGAUCUGUAUGAUCCGAUGUCCGAUCUGGAGAUAAAGGAUGCUCUGAAUCGGCUGCCUCGCGAAAUCGUAGACGCCAGGAACCAGAGGCUCAAACGCGCUAUAGACCUAUCUAUGAAGCACGAGUACCUUGCUGAUUAUGCGUUCCAGCGUUUGAUUAUGCGUUCAAAGAUUAACUAUGAUUAAUAUAAGAUUAGAAUUAUGCAACUGCCACUGACAAUGUGUACCGGUUAUCAAAUUUGCGGAUAUGCUUUUUACUGAUUACAGUUCUUCGAGUGUUCAAUUAGUAAUUGAAUUUAACGAUUAUCCUGUGUUGUAAUUUUCAUCUUAGUACGUGCUUCACACCAUUUUAUUCGGAAUUUUCUUUGAUGUCAAUAGCAAUACAACUUCUGUGCAUCAAUCUUUCAGCUCCUAAUCCGGAUACCAUACUUUAUGACUUAACUCCCUAUCAAGUUCCUAAUUCUGUAAGAUCUCUUAUGAUUCCGAUCAAGAUCUAUAAGACAUAACGUUUAAGAGGUGAUUCCUAUGAUUGUAAUGGUUUAUGAUCGUGCUUGUUUUCUUGCUACUUUAGGCUAGAUAAAAUCUAGCCAUGUCUAUUGAAAAUACCAAAAUGCCUUCACCUUUUCCCUUGACUUCUUAGGAGCUGUUUAAAAGCCUUCAGAAGUUGUCAAAUGCUCGAAAUAGAAACCUUUAGUUGGUAGGGAGCAGGUGCCUUACAAAAUGCAUAUAUUUGAGGUUCACGACCAAACAAUCUAGGAUUUUUUUUUUUUUUUUUUAAACGAGUGAACCACAAUCAAUUUGUGACAUUUCGCUAAUGUUGGUUCAUCUUAUAUGAGAGCCAUAUGUGAUGAUCUGAUCUUGAAGAAACAACCUUGAUUAUCUGUUUUGAUU